AUGGGUCAUGAAGAUGCUGUGUACUUGGCCAAGCUUGCUGAGCAGGCUGAGCGCUAUGAGGAGAUGGUUGAGAACAUGAAGAUCGUCGCCUCUGAGGACCGUGACCUGACCGUUGAGGAGCGCAACCUCCUCUCUGUUGCCUACAAGAACGUCAUCGGUGCCCGCCGUGCCUCGUGGAGAAUCGUUACCUCCAUUGAGCAGAAGGAGGAGUCCAAGGGCAACUCUUCCCAAGUUGGUCUUAUUAAGGAGUACCGCCAGAAGAUCGAGGCCGAGCUUGCCAAGAUCUGCGAUGAUAUCCUUGAUGUCCUUGACAAGCACCUCAUCCCCUCUGCUAAGUCUGGCGAGUCUAAGGUGUUCUACCACAAGAUGAAGGGUGACUAUCACCGCUACCUCGCUGAGUUCGCUGUUGGCGACCGCCGCAAGGACUCCGCCGACAAGUCCCUCGAGGCUUACAAAGCUGCCACCGAGGUUGCCCAGACCGAGCUUCCUCCUACCCACCCCAUUCGCCUUGGCCUCGCCCUUAACUUCUCCGUCUUCUACUACGAGAUCCUCAACGCCCCUGACCAGGCUUGCCACCUUGCUAAGCAGGCUUUCGAUGAUGCGAUUGCUGAGCUCGAUACCCUCAGCGAGGAGUCUUACAAGGAUUCUACCCUCAUCAUGCAGCUGCUCCGUGACAACCUGACUCUCUGGACCUCUUCUGAGGCCGAGCCCGCGGCGUCAGGCACCGCUGACGCCCCCGCUGCACCCAAGGAGGAGGGUGCCUCCGAGGCACCGGCCGCUGCCGCUACCUCUGAGGAGCCCAAGGCUGAGUAA
Colletotrichum truncatum is the source of this 813-nucleotide messenger RNA. Its product is annotated as DNA damage checkpoint protein rad24. NCBI's taxonomy places the organism in Eukaryota, Fungi, Ascomycota, Sordariomycetes, Glomerellales, Glomerellaceae. Gene Ontology annotation, cellular component: cytoplasm. The record is from RefSeq and is a predicted model, not a curated record. Gene Ontology annotation, biological process: intracellular protein localization; signal transduction.